AUGCCAUCCAAUGCUGUCAAUACUUCCAAUGAUGGCGCUUCCUUGUCACUGCGACUGUCAUGCGACCGAUGUCGGAUUCAAAAGUUGAAAUGCUCUGUGCCAACAGGAUCCAGCGACUGCCAGCGGUGCACGCGUGCAAGAGUUUCAUGCGUCUUCGGACGACGAGCUCCGUCAAAACGAACAAAUAAACCAAUCUACACGCCCACCGAGCUCACCACAUUCCUCCGGAUCGAUAAGCUCGGCCUCGGAAUCCUCCUUCGGCGCUGCCGGCAGCACCGGGGCCUCAAUCAUCUCGAGCAUGGCUCAUGGAAUUUCCAAGCCCCAUGGGAGAAUGCUUGUCUAGGUCUGCAGGGAGCUGGACCCAAUGUACCGGAAUACGAUACCGAUAUGCUGGGCUGUGACUGGAUCCAUUUGGGAACUGCUUUCGAUGAAGGAAAUUUGUUCGAGCUUGGCAACUCCGAUUUAACCCAAUGGUCGCAACUAGCAACAAACACAGCUGCGGCAAGCUGGCGGGGUGAUAGCUCGAUGUCAAUGGAUCCUCCGCCAAGCAAUGUCAAAAACAGCAGCGCCGUACAAACAAGCCAAAGAUUGACCACCCUUGUUUCAGAAAUCCAGCAGCAGCUGAGAAAGCUCGAAGAAGGACCUUGGCAUGCAGAUAGUGCUUGCAGCCUUGACGACUAUCCUGUUGGCACCAUCAUCGAACUGUCCCAGCAAUUCAGCGCCAUUGCUGGCCCUAUCCUUGGUAGCACAGUCUUUGGCGGUGGUGCGUUAGAGGUUCACCAUCCUGGUGAGCCCGAAAGAAAUAUAACCGACGCAGUAGCAGACACACCGACGAUGCUGCUUGUCAUGUGCGGAUACAUGUGGCUGGUUCGCACCUACGGUGUGGUCCUCGGUCAUUUCCACACGCAUUUGAAUGUCAUGCCCACCGGAUGCCUAGGGGAAACGACAGGGACGCGGACGCCAAUUGGUGGAAGUGGCACAAUCCCCAUUGGUUCAAUGACUGGAUCGGCCCUGAGACUGAGCGAGCUCCCUUGCACAGACACGGCACUUGGGCUGCAGCAGAUCCAUACGGCGGUGCGUUUAUUGUUUGAUGUAUUGCAUGAUAUCGAGAAUCACCUGGGCCGCGAGGCCGUAAUGGUUCGAGAUAUGGCGGUGGCUUUGCUUCUCCAGUCGGGCAAACUUCAGGAUAUCAGUUCUAAUGGGCUGGGGAAGAAAGCCACAGCAGUGAGGGAGCUUUUGCGGGAGAAGAUGGGUCUUUAA
Molecule: messenger RNA, 1260 nt
Organism: Penicillium cinerascens
Lineage: Eukaryota; Fungi; Ascomycota; Eurotiomycetes; Eurotiales; Aspergillaceae
Product: Zn(II)2Cys6 transcription factor domain-containing protein
Exons: 3
Coding region: 1-1260 (419 amino acids)
Biological process (GO): regulation of DNA-templated transcription
Molecular function (GO): zinc ion binding; DNA-binding transcription factor activity, RNA polymerase II-specific
Source: RefSeq, a predicted model, not a curated record